AUGGACUGCGAGGCACCAACGUGCCGCAUCUGUUACCGCCGAAAGGCCACCGGACAGGGACCUCUUAUUGCUCCUUGCUCUUGCCGGGGCUUAAUCGGCUUUGCCCACAAGCGCUGCCUGGAGACGUGGCUGCGCGAAAAGGACACCAACCAGUGUGACGUCUGUCUGCAGCCCAUUUCCGUGCGCAACAAGCCUAUGCCUAUCUGGUACUUCUUCCGAGACCCAAAGCACCGGAGAGACGUCGUGCGCAUGCUGGUGAAUGCGCUGUCGUGCCUAGGUGACGUAAUGGUGCUGUCUUUCGCCUGGACCUACGCCAGCGGCUUUCUUGGCAGUGUCGGAUGGCUGACCUACCUGUUCAUCUUGGGUGUGCUGCUCUUCCAAACGGUCUUCUGGAUGAUGGUAGAAGUGAUACGAAUUGUGUAG
Molecule: messenger RNA, 423 nt
Organism: Rhipicephalus sanguineus (brown dog tick)
Lineage: Eukaryota; Metazoa; Arthropoda; Arachnida; Ixodida; Ixodidae
Product: E3 ubiquitin-protein ligase MARCHF2
Exons: 2
Coding region: 1-423 (140 amino acids)
Biological process (GO): protein ubiquitination
Molecular function (GO): ubiquitin-protein transferase activity; zinc ion binding
Source: RefSeq, a predicted model, not a curated record